UGUCCACUUCUGCUCUGUCCAUAAGAUAACUCUAAAAGUUAAAAUGUUGGAAUUUGCUGGUGUUCUGUACUUCAUCUUUCUGAUACAUGUGCAAGGUUCUCCUAAUCAGAAAACUGUGACGUGUGAUGAUGAAAGCAUCUGUACAUUGGAAACGUCACAUGUGCUCAUUAAGUGCUCUUACACACACACCAACAUCCACACUGUGAUCUGGUUCAGUCCUAACCAAUAUCCCAGGGAACAAUAUCCCAAGGAUCUGGCUUUAGACUCAGAGUUCGCUGGCCGAGUGAGUCACACAGAGACCCUAAACUCCAGCACUCUGUCAAUAAGAGACGUGAGACUGAGAGACUCUGGAGAAUAUCACUUCAUGCUCGUUACAGCAAACGGAGAGAAAUAUCUCAGCUCAAUAGCCGUGAAUUUAACAGUGACAGAUCUGCAGGUGAGGAUACAUCCUGGCACCAUGAAGCAGCUAAAUCUCACCUGUAGCACCCAGUGCAGACUGACUGCAAACUGGAACAGCUGGUGGAAGAAUGGAAAACGUAUAAAAGCUAACCAAUAUACCGAGCCGCUUAUCUUAUCUGCUGGCGAUGGAGGCAGAUACUUCUGCUCAGUCAAAACCAAAGCUAAGGUGAUCCAUUCCCCUGCAGUAUGUAUCUGGGAAAAGAGCUGUUGGAAUGUGACUUACGCACAGAGAAGUGUGUGUGCUUUAAAAGGUUCAUCAGUGAACAUCCCCUGCACUUACUCGUAUCCCAGUGGAGAAAAAUUCCAUGAAAGCUACUGGACAUUCAAUUGGACUGACAUGAGACUCUUGGAGCAGUUUGCAGGCCGUGUGGAGUUUGUUGGAGCUAAAGAGAGUAAUUGCACUCUAAGACUGACUGACCUUAAAGAGAACGACUCUGGAGAUUAUCGCUUUCUCUUCACCAAUGAUACCACACAGCCAGUUUUCAGUAGCUCACUCAGGGUCCAGUUGAUUGUUACAGAUGUUCAGGUCAGGGUGAGUUCUGCCAACGUGUCCGAGGGACAGACAGUAACACUGAGCUGUAUCACCAGCUGUACUCUCCCUUACCAUACGUUUAGCUGGUACCAGAACGGCCAACGCAUAAUGAACAAACUCACCAAACACAACCAUCUUAAUCUGGAUGUACCUAGCUACAAGGAUAGAGACAAAUAUACAUGUGCUGCGAGAGUCAUUGAAGCAGAGAGCUACUCAGCAGCUUCCGGAGGUGAUUGGUGGUGGAUUCAGCAUGCUAUAUGGGCAGCAGGAGUAUUCAUGGCUGUAUUAACUCUACUUAUUGCCAUUCAGCUUAUCAGGAGGGCAAGACGAACAAAGAAUGAUACAGAUACUCAGGGUAUUUCAAACCUUGUAGAUGGCAUAUACACAGGUCUGGACCCUAUGACCAUGUCUCCGACUUAUGAUACUCUCAGAGCUGUAGAGGUUUCACUAACAGACACCUACACUUCUCUGAGUCCUGCAAACCGGUCCGCUGAGUACAGCACACUGUUUGCUUAUUCAAGGAUGAUGAGCAGAACAAAGAGAGAUGCACACAGUCAGGUUGCAAAGUCUUCAGCCAGUACAGUACAGAGAGAAGCCUCAGACUACGGAAAUGUGUAUGAAAAUGUAGAAUGCAAAAUUUAAAACAUUAAAACAUACAUACAUUCAACAUACAUACAUAUACAUACAUACAUACAUACAUACAUACAUACAUACAUACAUACAUACAUAUACAUACAUACACAUACAUACAUACAUAUAUACAUAUACAUAUACAUACACAUACAUAUACAUACAUACAUACAUACAUACAUACAUACAUAUAUAUAUACAUACAUACAUACAUACAUAUAUACAUAUACAUAUACAUACACAUAUACAUACACAUACAUAUACAUACAUACAUACAUACAUACAUACACAUACAUACAUACAUGGAUGGAUGGAUGGAUAGAUAGAUAGAUAGAUAAACAAGUAAGGAAUAAUUGACGACGGGCCGUUUAAUUAUUAGAUAAAUAAUGCACACCCGAGGUGGUAAUGCGGCCAUGAGGCAAAGCAGAGGCUUGAGCCAUUGAUGUGCAGUUAUUGGAGAGAAAGAGAGCAAGAAAAAAAGAAAGAGAGCCAGAGAGAGCAUGCAUGAUUGCAGUACUAAGGCAGAAAAGCCGGUUAGCUAGUCUCAAAAACCCUGUGAACAAGUAGGCCUGUCGAUAUUUAUUAAUUUAUUUAUAUAUAUUUGUUCUAUUUUUAUAUUAUCAGGAUGAAACAAAAAACAAAAAACUGUGAACUCUCCCUCUCUAUCUCUCUCUCUCUCUCUCUCUCUCUCUCUCUCUCUCUCUCUCUUUGUCUCACCCCAAUAACUGCAUAUCUGUGGCUCAAGUCUCAGUAAUAAUUGACGACGGGCCGUGGAAUUAUUAGAAAAUAAUGCAUUGAGGUGUAACGGUGUUCGUGUCAUGGCCGCAUUACCACCUCGGGUGUGCAGUAUUUUCUAAUAAUUCAACGGCCUGUCGUCAAUUGUUCCUUAUAUAUUUCUGUAAAAUCUCAGUUGUCUGUCGUUUUGUUUGUUGUUAGCUGUGUGUGCUGUGGUGGACAAUAGGCUAACUUUUCCAUUAUUUCAGUUAACUUGGCGAAGUGAUAUGGGACUGUAAUGCGGUCAAAAUGUGACCGGAACUACUUUAGCCGUCUACUUCAGUUCAGUUGAGUUCAGUUCAAGUGAUUUUAUUGUCAUUUCAACCAUAUACAGUUGGUACAGUCACAGUGAAAUAAAACAACGUUCAGCUUU
Molecule: messenger RNA, 2768 nt
Organism: Ictalurus furcatus (blue catfish)
Lineage: Eukaryota; Metazoa; Chordata; Actinopteri; Siluriformes; Ictaluridae
Exons: 12
Coding region: 44-1633 (529 amino acids)
Source: RefSeq, a predicted model, not a curated record